UUUCAAGAAUCUAAUGCACAACAUUUAGUAAGAUUUUUUGACUUCUAGUUUAGUUGUAAGCAAGACUCAUUACUUUUUCACCAUGUUGAGGCAUCAGUUUUGUUGCAGUAAUAGCUAUUAGUAUUAUUUAAAGAGAAUUCUUUGAGAAUAUUUGAUUCAUUUUGGAGAAUAAGUUCCUGAUUUUUAGAGAUAUGCUGAAUAGAAUAAUAUGAAAAUUUUCAGGAAUAAUCCCCCUACCCCUAAUCAUGGAUACUGAUUUGAUUCAUAAGCAACCUAGUUAUUAAUAGUUGAAUUGGGCGUUGGCUCUAUUGUCAUGUCUGUCAGGAAGAUUUUGCUGCUUGGAUGGCUGGAAUUCGGCAUCGUAUUGGCUUUCAUUACCUUAUCUAAUGAGGAUUGCGGUAUCGACAUUACUCCUUCUGGCAGGAAGGCACUUAUUGUAAAUGAAGGCCUCAACAUUACAUGUACAGCUUCUGAAUGCAAUACUACUUCAUAUUAUAUUCAAUUUCACGCAAAAAUUGGUGGUGGAUCUAAAACGUUAAGUCAACAGGUCUGUUUUGAAUGCAGCCUCAUUAUUAAUGCUACUAUGAAUAUCAAUGGAGCUUUUUUGGAGUGCGCUUUUAUUGACACAAUUAAUCCAAAUGAAACAAAAUUGUCUGAGACAUUAGAGAUACUUGUUCAAAGUCAGCUUGGACCCAUUUCUGAUCUAGUGGUUUCUCGAUUGAGUGUUGCAGUACUUAAUAUCAGCUGGAGCCCUGUAUUAAUUUAUGAUGAAUUAUUAGGUUUACUAUCAUAUAAUGUCUGUUUUAAUGAUGAAACCUAUUAUAACACAACAUCCAAUACCUGGACAACAUUUAAUACUACAGAUCUAGAUCUAGUUCAAUGUGAUACCAUUAAUCUAUCAAUUACUCCUUUUAUUGCUGCAUCUGAUCAAACACUGGUUGGCAAUACAAGUCAAUGGAAUAUAACUUAUUAUAAUAAUAUGCUGAUUAACCGCCACACUAUCAUCAUGUAUGAGAAUGGUACUGUGUUAAUAACUAUAGUGAUUGAUACUUGCAGUUGUGAAAAGCCAGUGAGCAGUCAUGUCACAUUAAAGAAUAAAGCUAAUUUUUUCUCAGUGACAUUACCAGUAACACCUGUUAGUAACUGCUCAGGCAAUGCUAGUUUGAUGCUCCCCCCCUACGUGAGUAUUGAGGUUGAAGUAUGGCUAAAUUAUAGUAAUGGACUCACAAUGAUACAAAUGGAAAACAUUACAUUUGAUUCCAAUCCUCUUAAAAUUGAAUUCAUUAAUGGGACACCUCCUAGUAUACAGUGCACAUUUACUAAUGAUGUCCUGAUUAGUAAUCAUCACUUGGCUGGAUGUUUAGUGUAUUACGCUAAUAUAAGUCACCCAGCAUAUGCUUUGAGGGAUAAUGAUGAAUCUAGUGUUACAGUUAAUAUUACUGAUAUCAGUUCUGGAUAUUAUAAUAUCAGUGUGAUUCCUUUAACAUAUCCUGUUCAGGAUUUAUCAGUUAAUAUUAGUGCUCAACCAAUUAAGCCACAGCCAAGUACAUCGACUACUAUUGCCACAAGUACAAUAUACACUACUAUAACAGUAUUUAAUGCAACUGCAGUGUGUUCACCCACUCCUUCUACUUCUAGUAAACUACGAGAAGAGGAGGAAGACCGAAGACGAAGACAAGAGGAGGAAGACCAAAGACGAAGACAAGAGGAGGAAGACCGAAGACGAAGACAAGAGGAAGAAGACAGAAGACUACGAGAAGAGGAGGAAGACCGAAGACGAAGACAAGAGGAGGAAGACAAAAGACUACGAGAAGAGGAGCAAGACAGAAGACUACGACAAGAGGAGGAAGACACAAGACUACGACAAGAGGAGGAAGACAGAAGGCGACUAGUAGAAGAAAAUGGAAGACAACAAGAAGAGGAGGAAGACAAAAGACAACAAAAACUUCAAGAAGUGGAGGCUAGAGCAAUGGUAGACACUGAAAAAACCCAAGGAGUAAAAGGCUUGAUGAUUAGAAUGACAGGUGUAACAUUUGGUAUGCUAGGCAAGAAAAAUGAAUUAUUAAUAAGAUCACCAAGAAUUGACCAACUUCAGGAUGAAAGUAUGGAUUCGAGUUUUGAAAUGAAGGAUAUGUCAUCAAGCAAGAUGCCUGAAACACAAUCUUCAUGUGUCAGCUCUGGUGAUGAUGAUUUCAUAAGCUAUGAAGAUGGCCCAGUGCAAGAAAAAUCACAUAAUCAAGAAUCUUUGAUGGUGCCUAACAAGCUAAGUACAAUGUAGAUCUAUAUCAUCUAAGUUUUAAUAUUUUGAAACAAAAUAUUUAAAGUGUUAGUAGCUGCAUAAAAUUUUUGUUUAAUCUAUAAUAUUAUAUAGCCAGCUGAAAUUAUUUUUCAAGCACCACCAACAGUAACUGAAACAUUAAAUUGUUGCUCAUUACACAAAAAUUACUUUACAAUAAUGCAUGAAU
Molecule: messenger RNA, 2465 nt
Organism: Amphimedon queenslandica
Lineage: Eukaryota; Metazoa; Porifera; Demospongiae; Haplosclerida; Niphatidae
Exons: 10
Coding region: 314-2278 (654 amino acids)
Cellular component (GO): mRNA cleavage and polyadenylation specificity factor complex
Source: RefSeq, a predicted model, not a curated record